GGAAUCUAUAUCUGGAGAAAGGAGAACUGCUUCUGCUUUUAGAGGAGCCUAUCAAACCACUUGUCACUGCGAGAACCAGGCAUGGGAGGAAUAUCAGAGUACCAUUGAGUAUACUUACAAGAGAGGCUGUGGAAUUCUACUGUCAGUUAUGUCCUGCACCCAGUUUUCCUAAUUAUGCCACAUACACAGCUCAUCUUAUCGAGGCCCAUUUUCGACACCAGCUGUUGACAGGACUGGAUAAUACUGGAGGGCGGGGAGGAUUGCCAAGCUGUCCUUUCCCCACCUGUAGCGGUACACUUUGGAGCAGUAUUGAGGCAUUAUUGAUGCACUACGCGUCCCACCAUCAUGUACUAGAGAAACUGAUGAUGUUUGAGAGUGAACAGCAGUGUGUCAAAUACAGAAACAUGAUCACUGAGCUGGAGUACGAGAUGAAGAGGAUCAAGGAGAAGAUGGAGAAUCUCAAGGAGAAGAUGGAAGAUCAGAAGGAGAAGAUAGAAGAUCAGCAGGACCAGAUGGAAGAACAGAAAGAGAAUGAGAUGAGAAGAGAAGAAGAGAUGAAAAGGGAAGAGGAUUUGAGACGAGAGAAAGAGAAAAGUAUCCGGUUGAUUGAGAAGAUGGAGACUGACCCUAAUCCAGUUUUGAUAAUUGUGAAAGAAGAUGAGGAGGAGGAGGAGGAGGAGGAGAAGGAGCAGACUACUGCACAGGAUGCCAGGACUAUCAUCAAAAUGGAGACUGCUGCUGUCACUAAUAUUGAGAACCAGACUCUCAAAAUGGAGUUUCUUCAACUCAAGAUGGAGAAAGAGAAAUUAGAGCAGAUGCUGGAGACAAGAACGCUAGAGUUGGAACAGCUGAGAGCAGAUUCUAAGGAAAACAAUAAGGAGAUGGCGAAAGAUCAGAAGAAAACCGUGGAUAUGUGCAAAGAAUGGAAGGAGGUGUGCUUGGCUGAAGAGGAGAAACACAAGAACGAGAUUAAAGAAUUAAAGGAACGGAUUUCCGGACAGGGGAAGGAAAUACAAAACCUGAAAAAUAUCAUCGAAAUAGGAAAAUCAACUGUAGAGCAUGCCAAGCAACUUUCAACAGAUUUAGCCAAGGAUAAUAAAAAGCGGCAAUUGAAAGCGGCGGAAUAUGAGAUGCACUGUAAGAAGUAUCAGGAUCAUAUACAGAAGUUGGAGCAAGAGAAAGACGCAAAUCUCAAGGAAAUAGAAAAUCUGUCUGAGAUAGUUCGUUUCCAACAUGAUAGUAUCGAGACUAGGACUAAUGAAAAUAUUCAGCUGUAUGAGGAUUAUAAGGAAAUGACCAAUAAGUAUGAGUCCCUCUUAGAGGGGAUCAAGGGAAAGGAUGCUGAAAUAUCUACUCUCAGGACUGAAGUAGAGAUUGGUAAAUCCUUGAGCAAAGAGAACACAGAUCAGCUGGAAGAGAGCUUGAAGAAGGCCCUGGCAGAUAAACAGGUUGCUGAGAUGAAAUCUAGAAAUGAGGCGGAAAAUCUUUGCAGAAAUAUUAGAGAGAAAGGAGACCAACUUAAGCAGGUUCAAGAUGGAUUGAACAAGGUGACUAAAGAGCUUGAGGAGAAGAAAAGAGAACUCAGAAGUUUAACCACAGAACUCAAAGAUUCAAAGGAGAAGAAAGAAUUCUAUCUGGCCCAGUGUUCAGAACUUGAAAGAUCUGAGAAGGCAAUAAAACAGGAAUUGGAGAAGCUGCGGAAGGUUGUUGAUGGACAAAAGAUCACGAAAAACCAGAUGGAGAAUAUUCAAAGGAAAUAUGACCAAGACCGAGAUACAAUGAUUGCAGAUAUUCAGAAGUACAAGGACUCCAGGGAUCACUUUGAGGCUCAGACAACCAUCCUUCUGACAGACAUGGACCAUCUCAAGUCAAAGUUGCAGAAGGUUGAAAAGAUGGAGGAGGAGAAGAAGGAAAUAAUCAAAGAGCUUGAGCUAGCCAACAGGUCUAAGAACAACUUGAUCAACCAGCUUCAAGAAGAGAGCAGACAGAACAAGAUGAAGUUGGACAAGUUCGAGGAUAUAUCCAACAUGUUCAACAGCAAAUCCAGGAAUGAGGAAGAAUUAAGAAGGAAAUGUGAGAAAAUGUCUGCUGAACUCAAGGUGCAAGGCUGGGAGAUUGAAAUUGAUCAGCUUUGA
This is a messenger RNA of Eurytemora carolleeae, 2135 nucleotides long. RefSeq names its product golgin subfamily A member 6-like protein 22. The record is from RefSeq and is a predicted model, not a curated record. The transcript is spliced from 33 exons. NCBI's taxonomy places the organism in Eukaryota, Metazoa, Arthropoda, Copepoda, Calanoida, Temoridae. Bases 324 to 2135 code for a protein of 603 amino acids.